Molecule: messenger RNA, 3067 nt
Organism: Anguilla rostrata (American eel)
Lineage: Eukaryota; Metazoa; Chordata; Actinopteri; Anguilliformes; Anguillidae
Exons: 10
Coding region: 336-1886 (516 amino acids)
Biological process (GO): regulation of transcription by RNA polymerase II
Cellular component (GO): nucleus
Source: RefSeq, a predicted model, not a curated record
GCCAGUAUAUUUUGCCCUAAACAGAAAUCGCAAUGUGUUAAAAGGACAUUGGCGUAAAACUACAGACCCUUCGUUUCAAAUUAAACGCCAGACUUCGAUGUAACUUAGCUAACGUUAGUUAGCUAGAGAAACGUUUGUCCGUGGCUCAGUGGUCAGUUACUAGCGUUAGCUGACUGGCUCUUUGCUGCUAUAUGAUGGCUUCCUAACUCAAAUAGCUAAAAGGGCAAGAAGAGAAAACGACUGAAAUUGUCUAUGGUAUUGGGUUGACUGUCUGAAAAGUCCCAGAGGGUGCAGGUAACUACUACGGUGACAUUCUACCUCUGGUCCCAGUCGCCAUGGCAAAGAAGAAAAACUUGUCUGAUCUUGUGGUGGCGUGUGAAUGGGCGUCCUGCACAUUCAAGGGGAGGACUAUGGAGGAGUUGUGCGACCACAUGUCCCUGCACUUGAAGGACCACAUCGGCGACGGGGACGCGAUGGAGGAGCUGGAUGACUACGCGUGCCUGUGGAAGGGCUGCGAGUUCCUGGCCAUGGGGAGCCCCGGCGAGCUGGUGGUGCACGCGCUCUUCCACAUCUUCCACAGCAAGCUCAAGUUCAUCGGGGCGCAGCUGCUGCGGUCGCACCCCGAGCUGCCCAGCUGCACCCAGGACCUCCACAGCAACAACCUGGUGCCCGAGCUGUCCGAGAAGUUUGUGUGCCAGUGGGAGCACUGCGAUAGCACGUUCAAUAACCCCGAGUGGUUUUAUCGCCACGUGGACAUGCAUGCCCACUGCACCGAGAUGCAGCCGCUCCCGGACCAGCAGCACGCGCUCUUCUGCAGCUGGAAAGGCUGCGACGCCUUCUUCAAGAUCAAAUACCGGCUGCGGGAACACCUGCGCACUCACACGCAGGAGAGGCUGGUGGCCUGCCCCACCUGCGGCUGCAUGUUCUCCAGCAACACCAAGUUCUUCGACCACAUCCACCGGCAGGCGGAGCCCGAGGAAUCCUUUGUGUGCGAGCACUGCGACAAGCACUUUGCCAACGAGAGGCUACUGAGAGGCCACGUCCGGCAGCACGUGAACCACAUCAAGUGCCCGCUGUGUGACAUGACCUGCACUUCCCUGGCCUCCCUGAAGACGCACAUCAAGUUCCGGCACUGCGACGAGCGCCCCUUCCCCUGUGACUUCUGCGAGAGCAGCUUUAAGAACCAGCAUGACCUGCGGAAGCACAUGGAGACCCAUAACGAGGGCGCCGCCUUCCAGUGCACCGUGGAGGGCUGCGACUACUCCUCCCGCAUGGCCCACACCAUGAACCAGCACUACAAGAGGGUGCACGAGGGUGACAUGGUGUCUAAAUACAAGUGCCACCUCUGUGACAAAACCUUCUCCUGGUGCUACACGCUCACGCUCCACCUGCGGAAGAAGCACCACCUCAAAUGGCCCUCCGGACACUCCCGCUUCAGGUACAAAGAGGAUGAGGACGGGUAUCUGCGGCUGAACAUGGUGCGGUACGAGACGGUGGAAGUGACCGAGGAGAUCAUGAAGAACAUGGCCAAGAAGCGCACCCCGCGCAAGGCCCUGGGUUCGAGCUCCGCCCCGGGCAGCCAGGUCAAACGCCUCGCCCCGUCUCCAGGGAACGGCCAGAACGCCGCCCCCUCCCCCUGCUCCUCGUCCUCUUCCUCCUCCUCCUCCUCAUCCUCCUGCUCCUCCGGCCCUGCUUCCUCCGAGCUCGCCGGCGCUUCGCCGGACCCCAAGAAUGACAGCUCGUCCGCGUACUGCGACCUGAGCACAGUCACUGGGCUCGGGGGGGACGGAGACACUUCGCAGGACUCAGAGCUGCCAGGGGCCCCGUCGGGAGCCGUCCGGGCCCUUACUGAGGUGGCCAGGGGCCUGGGGAUGGAUGUGGUGUGACCCGCUGAGCCAAUGUUAGCCUAGCAGUGUGCUCACUAGCGUUCCAGGGAUGGAUGUGGUGUGACCCUCUGAGCCCAGUGUUAGCCUAGCAGUGUGCUCACUAACGUUCCAGGGAUGCAUGUGGUGUGACCCUCUGAACCCAGUGUUAGCCUAGCAGUGUGCUCACUAGCGUUGCAGGGAUGGAUGUGGUGUGACCCGCCCAGACCAAUGUUAGCCUAGCAGUGUGUUCACUAAUGUUGCAGGGAUGGAUGUGGUGUGACCCGCCCAGACCAAUGUUAGCCUAGCUGUGUGCGCACUAGUGUUUGCACGGACGGAUGUGGUGUGACCCGUCCAGACCAAUGUUAGCCUGGCAGUGUGCUCACUAGUGUUGCAGGGAUGGAUGUGGUGUGUGACCUGCUGAGCCCAAUGUUAGCCUAGCUGCUUGUUCUUCAGUGUUCCUGUGACUUUGUCAAAGUGUGGCAGUUAUUGUCACCUGCAGAAUUAACCGCUAACUGCAGCAUUUCGAACUUUGCACGUGUCCAGGGAACUCCUACUGGAGGUGUAAGUCCGGCAGGUUUUUUCACACAGUCGCAUGCUAAUUUAAAGCCCUCAGAACGUCAGUUAAAUCUUCACGGGGAGUGUUCUGACAGCCCGUUUUUGUUGUUGAGCUGUAAUUAAGCUUGGGCUGUGCCGCGUGCGGUAACAGGCGGGAGGGUGAGGGUGGGCGAGUGCCGUUUGGUGCAGAAGCAGUUCCUGCAGGUUCUCGGACCGGCUUUGUUCGGCGCGCGUGCUGCGCGUCGUGCCGAAACGACAGUAUUCGAACGCUCUCAGGUUUAUUCUCAUGUUAAUGGUGGCCGAUAUCACCAGUUUGGUGCCAUGUGGUGAUUUCACUUCCCUUUUAUGGUGUCAGAGUUUGUUCUAUGAAUUGCUUUAAUACUGACACAAUGCUCAGAAGUCUGUGAGGUUAAUUUAACAUGUUCAAUGUUGAUUUGUUUUUUCUGUUGAUUAAUUCAGGAAAGGUCUCUGAGAUUGAAGGCAUACUUUGAAAAACACCACAGGUUUCACAUCCAUGAGACAGUCAUUAAAAUGGUAGUUCAGCAUACCGAAUAAAGUACUGGUUAUUUAAGUUAUUUUUAUUUUAUUUUUCUUACUACAUCUGUAAAAAGUUUUAAAAAAUGUUAAUAAAUUGCUUUUUAAUUAUU